GAGUCAGAGUGGCGCAGCAAGUGGCUGCAGGUGGCGACGGUGGCGGGGGGUGGGGAGUAAGGUAAUUCGGCGUUCGCGAAAAAGGAGGUUUAGCGGGUCUGAAGAAAACUAAAGCUGCAGUCCGGCCUACUGUUCCGGGGGCCGCCGAGCCCCCACCGGGGAGAUGGAUCUCAACCGGAUCAUCCAGGCGCUGAAGGGCACCAUCGACCCGAAGCUUCGGAUCGCCGCCGAGAACGAGCUCAACCAGUCCUACAAGAUUAUCAAUUUUGCACCCAGUUUACUUUGGAUUAUAGUCUCUGAUCAUGUGGAAUUCCCAGUACGCCAGGCAGCUGCCAUCUACCUGAAGAACAUGGUGACACAGUACUGGCCAGAUAGAGAACCUCCACCAGGGGAAGCAAUGUUUCCAUUCAACAUUCAUGAAAAUGAUCGGCAACAAAUACGUGAUAACAUUGUGGAAGGGAUAAUUCGGUCUCCAGAUUUAGUGAGAGUCCAGUUAACAGUGUGUCUCCGGGUCAUCAUUAAACAUGAUUUUCCUGGCCACUGGCCAGCGGUGGUCGACAAGAUAGACUAUUACUUGCAAUCACAGAACAGUGGAAGCUGGCUUGGCAGUUUAUUAUGUCUGUAUCAACUGGUGAGGACUUAUGAAUAUAAGAAAGCAGAAGAAAGAGAACCUCUCAUAGCAGCGAUGCAAAUAUUUCUGCCACGUAUUCAGCAACAAAUUAUGCAGCUCAUUCCUGAUUCCUCCCAUUAUUCUGUAUUAUUGCAGAAACAGAUUCUGAAAAUCUUUUAUGCACUUGUGCAGUAUGCAUUGCCUCUUCAGCUGGUGAACAACCAAACCAUGACAGCGUGGAUGGAGGUCUUCCGAAGCAUCAUUGACAGGGCGGUCCCUCCUGAGACUCUGCAAAUUGAUGAGGAUGACAGGCCAGAACUGGUAUGGUGGAAGUGUAAGAAAUGGGCACUGCUUAUUGUAGCUCGUCUCUUUGAACGGUAUGGAAGCCCAGGAAAUGUCACAAAAGAGUACUUUGAAUUUUCUGAAUUUUUUUUGAAAACCUAUGCAGUGGGAAUUCAGCAGGUACUACUAAAAAUUUUAGACCAAUAUAGACAGAAAGAAUAUGUAGCCCCCCAUGUUCUUCAGCAAGCAUUCAAUUAUCUCAACCAAGGCGUUGUUCAUUCUGUAACCUGGAAGCAGAUGAAGCCACACAUACAGAAUAUCUCUGAAGAUGUGAUUUUUUCUUUUAUGUGCUAUAAAGAUGAGGAUGAAGAACUGUGGCAAGAAGAUCCAUAUGAGUAUAUAAGGAUGAAGUUUGGUAUAUUUGAAGAUUAUGCUUCUCCCACCACAGCAGCCCAGACUCUCUUAUAUACUGCUGCAAAGAAAAGGAAAGAGGUAUUGCCAAAAAUGAUGGCAUUCUGUUAUCAAAUCCUAACAGAUCCGAACUUUGACCCUAGGAAGAAAGAUGGAGCCCUGCAUGUGAUUGGUUCCCUAGCUGAGAUUUUAUUGAAGAAGAGUUUAUUCAAGGACCAAAUUGAAUUGUUUCUGCAGAAUCACGUAUUUCCACUAUUAUUAUCUAACUUGGGAUAUCUUCGAGCUCGGUCCUGCUGGGUGCUGCAUGCAUUUAGUUCUCUGAAGUUUCAUAAUGAGCUCAACCUAAGAAACGCAGUUGAAUUAGCAAAGAAGAGCCUGAUUGAAGAUAAGGAGAUGCCUGUGAAAGUUGAAGCUGCCCUUGCUCUUCAGUCAUUAAUUUCUAACCAGAUACAAGCUAAGGAAUAUAUGAAGCCACAUGUGAGGCCUAUUAUGCAGGAGCUGUUGCACAUUGUUAGAGAAACAGAAAAUGAUGAUGUUACUAAUGUUAUUCAGAAGAUGAUUUGUGAAUACAGUCAAGAGGUGGCAUCAAUUGCUGUUGACAUGACCCAACAUUUGGCUGAGAUAUUUGGUAAAGUUCUUCAAAGUGAUGAAUAUGAAGAAGUUGAAGACAAAACAGUAAUGGCUAUGGGAAUUUUACAUAUCAUUGAUACUAUUUUAACAGUUGUAGAAGAUCAUCAGGAGAUUACUCAGCAGUUAGAGAAUAUCUGCCUACGGAUCAUUGAUCUUGUUUUACAGAAACAUGUAAUUGAAUUCUAUGAAGAGAUUCUUUCCCUGGCAUAUAGUUUAACCUGCCACUCUAUUUCCCCUCAAAUGUGGCAGCUUCUAGGUAUUUUAUAUGAAGUUUUCCAGCAGGAUUGUUUUGAAUACUUUACAGACAUGAUGCCUCUCCUGCAUAAUUAUGUGACAAUAGAUACAAAUACUUUAUUGUCAAACCCAAAACAUUUAGAAGUACUUUUCACAAUGUGUAGAAAGGUACUCUGUGGAGAUGCAGGAGAAGAUGCCGAAUGUCAUGCAGCCAAACUUCUAGAAGUCAUCAUUCUUCAGUGUAAAGGGAGGGGAAUUGACCAGUGCAUUCCACUCUUUGUUCAACUUGUUUUGGAGAGAUUAACUCGAGGGGUCAAAACUAGUGAGCUCCGAACUAUGUGUCUUCAGGUUGCAAUUGCUGCCUUGUACUACAACCCUGAGUUGCUGCUACAUACUUUAGAACAAAUUCAGUUGCCUCACAACCCUGGACCUAUCACUGUACAGUUUGUAAAUCAGUGGAUGAAUGAUACCGAUUAUUUUCUUGGGCAUCAUGACCGGAAGAUGUGUAUAAUAGGAUUAAGUAUCCUUUUGGAAUUGCAAAAUCGACCUCCUGCAGUGGAUGCUGUUGUGGGACAGAUUGUUCCUUCAAUUCUUUUCCUUUUCCUUGGCCUAAAACAGGUCUGUGCUGCUAGACAACUGGUAAACCAUGAAGAUUGUUCAAAAGUAGAGAAAGCUGACAUGGAAGAAAAUGAAGAGAUUUCAAGUGAUGAGGAGGAAACAAAUGUAACCACUCAAGCAAUGCAGUCAAAUAAUGGGAGAGGUGAAGAUGAGGAGGAAGAUGAUGAUGACUGGGAGGAAGAAAUACUGGAAGAAACUGCACUUGAGGGGUUCAGCACUCCACUUGACCUUGACAGUAGUGUGGAUGAAUAUCAGUUUUUUACACAAGCUCUGCUAACUGUGCAGAAUCGGGAUGCUGCCUGGUACCAGCUGCUGAUGGCCCCUCUUAGUGAGGAUCAGAAGAGAACCCUGCAGGAGGUGUACACAUUGGCAGAGCACCGGAGGACAGUGGCAGAGGCAAAGAAGAAGAUUGAACAACAGGGAGGCAUUACGUUUGAAAACAAAGGAGUUCUCUCUGCAUUUAACUUUGGGACUGUGCCCAGCAACAACUGAAGGAAGGAACAGCAGCUGAGUAAAUGUAAUCACUGCAUUUUAUCUCAUGAGGGACAUGUGAGGGUCAAGGGGUGGACAAGGGAGCUGCUUUUUCAGGGUGGUCCUUCUGUUACCAUCUGGCACAAGGCAGCACUUUUCCUGCUCUCCCUUCCUCUUCGACCUUUAUUACCUUGAUAAAGACUUUUCAACAGCUACUGUAAUGUAUGAGAUUAAAGGAAAACAGAAUCAUUGCAUUUAAAAGGACAAACCAUCUACUUCAAAGGCUGACAGCCCAAGGUGGUUUUCAGAGGAUUGGAUCAAGCAACUCGCACGUCUCAGGUUUUUGCCAUGCAGAAAUCUAUGGAUUAUGUGGAUAACAGUGCCUUUUGUUGUACAUGAAUUAUCAGAAAAAAUUUUUUGGAGUGCAUUGCAAUUUUUUUUUUAAAGCAUAAAACAUAUUUCUAGAUAUACUGUAAACUUGGUUGUGUGUUGACUUGUUCUGCAUUUUCUCUGUGAAUUUACUGUAACUUUUCUACAAGUCACUCUGGUUUCAGAAACAUCAUUGCUCCCUUUGACCACCUUGCCACUGGGGGCUUUCUUCAGGGGUUGUAAAAUAUGCACUGGCUCUGGUUUUUCAUAAGACAUUUUGUGGCUUUCCCUCUUCUAUCAUAUUUUUCUGCCUUGAAAGGGGUGGUAUUUCUUUUAAGAUCAACAAGUGUGCAUUUCCAUUGCAUUCAUAACCUGGCAGGUUAAAGACCUAACAGUGUUUUGGGUUAGAGUGACUGCUCUGAGAAAGUAGGUAAGCAGGGGCUCUCAGGAGCUCAGUAGUCUCUGGAGUUAACAGCAAGUCUGAGCAGGUACUUAAUUACUCAAUGAAGUAAUACUACUUAAAGCACACUGAACUUUUAGGAGAAAAGUGCUGCAUAAGCACUCUGUCUUUCUGGUUGAGGCUUGCAGCUUCAGUAACUUAUCAUUCCAUCUAUUGGACCAGGGUCC
Messenger RNA from Castor canadensis (American beaver), 4252 nucleotides. It is a transcript of the gene Ipo8, whose product is annotated as importin 8. Gene Ontology annotation, biological process: protein import into nucleus. Gene Ontology annotation, cellular component: cytosol; nuclear envelope. Lineage: Eukaryota; Metazoa; Chordata; Mammalia; Rodentia; Castoridae. The record is from RefSeq and is a predicted model, not a curated record. Gene Ontology annotation, molecular function: small GTPase binding.